AAAGAAAACAUUUUUUUUUUUCUUGUUUAAAAAAAAGAAUUUAAUGGCUAUUGAAGAAAGAAACGAUUAUUUAGAUAGCAAACUUCACAUAGAAAAUAGAUACGAUUCUUUAUUGGCACUGAUUGAUACUAUUUAUCCACCACAAUUUUGUACUCUAUGUGAUUAUCUAUUUGAUUCACCUCACGACUUCAAACUUCAUUUUAAAGAAAAACAUAAGAAGCAACCUCGUUAUCUAUGUAUUCACCCACAUUGUGAUCAAAGAUUUAUAUCAAAAGGUGCUUUACGAUUUCAUAUUUCCCGUUCUCACUUGGUCAUUAAUGCACCAAAACAAGAACUUUUAAUUUAUCAUCAUCUUUCAUCCACUGCAUCAUCCCCAGCUACAUCACCCACCCAUUCGACUACACCUCCACCAUCCUUUGCUUUUUUACCAUCUUCCGCUUCUACCAUAUCCAUAUCAUCCACCACGACUUCAUCACCGCCUUUAAUAUCAAAAAAGAAUAGAAAGAAACAAGAAAAGAAAAUACUGCUGCUAGAUGAUGAUCUAUCAACACCUUCUCCUCCUCCUUCACCAUUUUCUUUAUAUAAUAGUAACAAAAAAUUAUCUAAAAAACCCACAUUAUCACCUGCUGCCGAAUCGUUUCUCAACUCCAUUUAUCCACCUACUCAAUGUCCAGCAUGCAUGAAAACAUUCAAUAGAAAAACAAAUGUCAUCAAACAUUUAACUCAGGCUCAUGCUGGAGAAGAGCCUUAUCGGUGCAUCUAUCCCAAAUGCACUCAUCCUAGACUAUACGCCACAAGGGAAGGAUUGGUUUAUCAUAUUGUACGUGUUCAUGAUGAACAAUAAAAAAAAUUUUUUUUUAUUAUUAUGCCAUCCAUUUCAAGCAUCUUGUUUCGCUAUGGGUUGAUAAACAUUUAGUGGAGCAGUAUUUCAUUCCACAUCUCAAGCAUUUAUAGUCACUAGGAUAUCCACACACUGAACAAAACUUUCUUGCUGGGUAUAUCGAAGGUGAAACAAGACAGGUUUGAUAACAGUGCGCUGUCACUGGCUACACACAUAUAAAUAUAUUAUGCAUUGUAAGCUAGUGUUUGUUUGUUUUUCUUACGCUUUCUUCUAAUAAGGCGUUCAAGUUUGUCUUGGAAGCAUACAUGUUGGUACCUCGCCUAUUUCUUGACUUGCGUGUUCCAAGACCU
Molecule: messenger RNA, 1191 nt
Organism: Rhizopus microsporus ATCC 52813
Lineage: Eukaryota; Fungi; Mucoromycota; Mucoromycetes; Mucorales; Rhizopodaceae
Exons: 1
Coding region: 44-844 (266 amino acids)
Biological process (GO): regulation of transcription by RNA polymerase II
Cellular component (GO): nucleus
Source: RefSeq, a predicted model, not a curated record